AUGAGGCGUCUGAUUCUCGAGCGUCCCUCCCCGGCGGCGAGGGCGUCGCGGCGCAGGCGCGAGCGCGGGGCGGGCCGUCGCGGCGCGGCGCCACCGCCGCUGCCGCCGCCGGUUCAGUGCGGGGCCCGCGUGUCCCGGCGUGUGGUCGUGCUGCGGGAACGCCAGCGCCGUGCGGGAGCGAGAGCGGCGGCGGCGGGAGUGCGUGCGCCAUGCGCGCGCCGCAGCGGUGCCAGCGGCGGCCGCGUCGCCCGCAUGUUGCUGCUGGCCCGUGCUGCCCUGGCGUGCUCUGCGGGCGGCCGGCGCGCUCGACCUCAAAGGGCGCGUGAGAAGCGAUCGAUGAAUUUCACCCCGAUUCAGCCUACGGGCCGCACAAGUAGAAAAAACGGAGCGAUAGCGUAUCGGCGGCGGCAGAGUUGCAAAAACGAGCAGACGCGAUGCGGCAUCUUGGGCGCAGGGCGGCCGUCCCGCGGCAGGAAGGAAUGGGAUCGUUUAUCACGAGCCAAAAGCGACGGCCGUUUCUCUGGGCAAGGCUUCCCCGAGGACUGUGCUUUCGGGACGGGAGCAAGGCGCGAGCAGCAGAAAAAAAUGUUGAUGGAGGGCUGCCUUGGCUCUAAGACGCGCGGGUUCGAAUCCUGCCACGGUCAUGGAUGUGUGUGUGUGUGUGUGUGUGUUCCGCCCGGGGACACGGUGAUGCUCACUCAGCAUGUACCGACUCAGCGCUUCGCUCCGGUGGAAUCUCGUGUUCCCGCGCCCAUACGACCGCGUCCCGCCCAUUACGGCUUAUUCGGCGGACGACAUAGCCGUUUGCGGGCGGCAUUCGGGCGAGCAGAGGCGCGGCGCCCCGCGGGAGGAGGUCAGGCCGUUUGCCGCGCGCCCUCGCGCUGUCCACCCGCCCACCCGCGCCCCGCUGCCGUCUUUUACGGGCUCCGCCGAACGUGCUCCCGCGCCGCGCUUCCGCCCAGCCACGCCGCGCCGCACACUGGCCCGAAGGGGAGACAACAGGCGCGCACAAGGGGCCGCCUGUGUGAUAAGGGAAUCCCGAAACCGAAUGUCGCAUCUCGGGAGAGGAACACUGCUACGUUCGGGAUUAAAGACCGUAGGAGGUGGAAUCUCAUCUGGCACUUGGCUUCGGUGACGAUUCGGUCAUCAUGUUGUGGCCUUCUUCUGAGCUCUGCUGCUGAGCAGCUCAAGCGACUAAUUGCAUGCCCGCCACCUCCUGACGGUAACAACUAA
This is a messenger RNA of Gryllus bimaculatus (two-spotted cricket), 1233 nucleotides long. NCBI's taxonomy places the organism in Eukaryota, Metazoa, Arthropoda, Insecta, Orthoptera, Gryllidae. The record is from the annotation of a GenBank genome assembly.